AUGGCGCGUGCGGCUCAAACGUGGCAACCACUGAAGUAUCUAAGGUUUGAGCGAGUCCGACUACGCCCCGCGCUUGAACUGCUGGAGCGCGUCCCCGAGCUGCCAUCAGCCAGUUCGAAAGACGAUGACGUUGUCAAUAUCAUAGAUCUGGGUGCUGGCACGGGGAAUAUGGCCCCUACCUUCUUUAAACGGUGGCCAAAGGCACACGUAACAUUCGUGGACUCGUCAGCUUCCAUGUUGGAGCGUGCGCAGCAGGAGCACAGAGCCAAUGACAGUGUGAAGAGCGAGCAGUGCACGUACGUGGAGGCUGACUUCGAAAGCUUCCAGCCUGACAAGCUUGUGGAUCUCAUUUUCUCCAACGCUGCACUCCACUGGGUGAGCUCGGAGCGCCACAAACAGCUCCUACCUCGGUUGCUUUCGCUCCUGAAGCCUAGAGGAACUCUGGCUUUCCAGAUCCCAGAUACACGUCUACAACCGAGUCACCAGCUGAUCGCUGCAGCAGCGAAGCAAGUGGGGCAUUGGGACAGUGUUGCUGAUGUGCGUUGGGUCACAUGUGAACGUGAUCCAGGCUUCUACUACGAGCUGUUUAAGAGCGUCGACAAGGACGUAGAGCUGGACAUGUGGGCGACGGUGUAUGCACAAGUGCUAGAGGGAGACAACCCAGUCGCCGAUUUCGUGGGCUCUACUGGGCUUCGUCCCUUCAUGGAGGCGCUGGGUGAUCCGUCCACUGCAGCCUCGGAGUUCGAGCACAGGUACCGCGAGCUGAUCGCUGCGACGUAUCCGAAGCAAAGCGAUGGACGCGUUGUCUUUAAUUUUAAGCGCUUCUUCGUCGUAGCUACGAAGACUCGAGGGGAAUGA
Phytophthora infestans T30-4 is the source of this 858-nucleotide messenger RNA. RefSeq names its product trans-aconitate 2-methyltransferase, putative. The record is from RefSeq and is a predicted model, not a curated record. The transcript is spliced from 2 exons. Gene Ontology annotation, molecular function: trans-aconitate 2-methyltransferase activity. Lineage: Eukaryota; Oomycota; Peronosporomycetes; Peronosporales; Peronosporaceae. The coding region runs from base 1 to 858 and encodes 285 amino acids.